AUUUGUACCACAUCGUUUAAACGAGCUUGUGAAGAGCAGAGGGCUUGGAAUAAGAAGCAAGCUCUAAUUACUGUUCAAAGCAUACCUUUCUCGGCCUUUUGGCUAAGAUCAAGUGUAGUAUCUGUUCUUAUCAGUUUAAUAUCUGAUACGUGGGUCAAUGGCCCACACGAUAUUAAAUUUAUUUUUUUAGGGGGAGAAGGCCCACUACUGGAGCUUGCUUCAGGGGCCUUCUUGCGUCGCUCAUGCGUUGCACUAUUGCACGGGCCUGGCGCACCCCACCAAUGCGAGUCCAAUCCUUGUGAUCAAAGCAAUUGGGACGAUUGCCAUUUUGAAGGAAAGCUGAAUCUACUGCUUUUGAGAUGUUGGAGUGCUUGUUGUCAUUCAUUUCUCUCAAUCAGGCUCCAAGCCAAGUAA
This is a messenger RNA of Linum tenue, 414 nucleotides long. The record is from the annotation of a GenBank genome assembly. NCBI's taxonomy places the organism in Eukaryota, Viridiplantae, Streptophyta, Magnoliopsida, Malpighiales, Linaceae.